Cariama cristata (Red-legged seriema) is the source of this 953-nucleotide messenger RNA. It is a transcript of the gene ARL6IP5, whose product is annotated as ADP-ribosylation factor-like 6 interacting protein 5. The annotation marks the transcript as partial. The transcript is spliced from 2 exons. The record is from RefSeq and is a predicted model, not a curated record. Gene Ontology annotation, biological process: negative regulation of transport. Gene Ontology annotation, cellular component: membrane. Lineage: Eukaryota; Metazoa; Chordata; Aves; Cariamiformes; Cariamidae.
AUUUCUGAGUCCCCUGAAUAUGCUUAUUGGCGGUACUGUGGUGGUGCUGGUGUUCAUGGGAUUUGUGUGGGUAUCACACAACAGGGAUAUACUCCGCAGGCUGAAGAAGCAGUACCCAACCACAUUUGUAGUGGUCAUCAUGCUGUCUAGCUACUUCUUGAUCUCAUAUCUGGGAGAUGUUAUGGUGUUCAUGUUUGGGAUCACGCUUCCUCUCCUCUUGAUGUUUGUUCAUGCUUCUCUGAGGCUCCGGAACAUAAAGAACAAGCUGGAGAACAAGAUGGAAGGAAUAGGCUUGAAGAAGACCCCAAUGGGCAUCAUACUGGAUGCUCUAGAACAGCAGGAGGAUAGCAUCAACAAACUGGCUGACUACAUAUCUAAAGUGAAGGAGUAAGCAGCUGCAACAUGACAUUUUUGCCUGUUGCAGGAGUGUAGUUGCUAUUUACUAUUGUUCAAACUUGCUUUCAGUUUGUGUACAAAACGGGAAAUGCACGUGAUACAGAUUAAUAGUUGCGGUAUACAGGUAUUCCAAGGUCUUCAGGGCUCCUCUAACAACAUAAGAGCAGCAACUUUUUUCUAUUGUAUAGCAAAAUGUUCUGGUGUUUACACAAAUACAUACUAACUUAAACAUGUUUGCUUGUCUCCUCUUCUGGGAGGUGGAGGAGGAAGAGAUGGAAGCCUAUGGAAUGCAGUCUCUCAAACUGUCCAUUAAAUUUGUCUGUUAAAAGUAACACCCCUUUCAUCUCAGUUCUACAAGAUGGCAGUGUAGCCAGUUUAUGCUGGGUAGCACCUUCAGGCUGGCAAGGUUUGAGGUGAGCUGGAAUGUAUCAAAAGCAGGUAUCUCUUGCAUCCUCCAAAUCCCUCACUUGAGUGGUCUGUAUGGAGACCGCGUUGCUAGCUUAACUGGCAAGUGGUAAAACACUGCAGUACUUGUAACAGAUGUGGGUUCCUGUCCU